Messenger RNA from Impatiens glandulifera, 1348 nucleotides. Its product is annotated as transcription factor bHLH128-like. Gene Ontology annotation, cellular component: nucleus. NCBI's taxonomy places the organism in Eukaryota, Viridiplantae, Streptophyta, Magnoliopsida, Ericales, Balsaminaceae. Gene Ontology annotation, biological process: regulation of transcription by RNA polymerase II. The record is from RefSeq and is a predicted model, not a curated record. The transcript is spliced from 6 exons. Gene Ontology annotation, molecular function: DNA-binding transcription factor activity, RNA polymerase II-specific; protein dimerization activity; RNA polymerase II cis-regulatory region sequence-specific DNA binding. The coding region runs from base 107 to 1114 and encodes 335 amino acids.
CUCCAAUAACAUCUCUCUCAAUCUCUCUCUCUCUCCUUCUCCUCCCACCGGCGGCCAUUACCGCCGACCGCCGUCUCUCUCUCUCCUCCAUAUUCUCCGAUCAAAGAUGUACCCAUCAUCUUCAUCUUCUUCUUCACAAAGUUCAAUGGGUCCUAGUGGUCUAAUCCGCUACGACUCCGCUCCAGGUUCAUUCCUAUCCAACGCCGUCGAAUCCGCCGUCGGCGGAUCUCAAUCCCAUCACCGCCACUUCGUUUCUCAUGCCGAUACGUCGGAGCCCGUAUUAGGGGUCGGAAUCGGCGACGGCGCCCCAUUACAAAGGCCGCCGCCGUAUUACCAGAACGAGAUGUCGAUCGGAGUCGGAGCCGGCUCCGGCGGAGGAGGAACGUCUUCGUUGGUUAGGCACAGUAGCUCUCCGGCGGGUUUUUUGAACCAACUUGCUUCCUGCUCAACAAACAACGGUUUCCCAAUCACAAGAGGAAUAGGCAAUUUUAACACGAAAAGCAUUCAAGAAAACGGUAAUAGUAGUAGUAAUGGACGUGGAAUAUCAAGACUCAACUCUCAACUAAGCUUCACUAGACAAGAAUCAUCUCUUUCCCACAUCUCCGAAGAGGAGCGUGACGAGACAACCAAUGACCGUAGAAAACCAACAACCGAUUCUUAUAAUGGCACGUCGAAUUUCGGGGUAGGGACAAGUUGGGAGGAUUCCGGCACUAUCGUGUUUUCUCAUCCAAACAAACGAUCCAAGAAUAAUAUCAAUGAGGACAUCAUGAACUCCAUGGAAUCACAGCUUCAAUUUGGGCUAACACAAGGAGGUAUGGAGAUAGUUGGAAUGGACAAGUUAUUAAACAUUAAUAAUAUCCCUCAAGAUUCAGUUCCUUGCAAAAUUCGGGCGAGUCGAGGUUGUGCUACUCAUCCUCGGAGCAUUGCUGAAAGAGAAAGGAGGAUGAGAAUAAGUGGGAAACUUAAGAAACUUCAAGAACUUGUUCCUAACAUGGAUAAGCAAACAAGCUAUUCAGAUAUGCUGGAUUUGGCAGUACAACAUAUCAAAGGCCUCCAAACCCAAGUUGAGAAACUUCAACACGAUAUGGAGAAUUGCACUUGUGGAUGCAAGUGAGUUUCACGAGGAUAUUUGGUAUAUGGAAGAUGAAGACAAGUGAGAAUGGAUAUUGAAGUUAAAAGAUGCAUAUUGUCAAUGGAAAAGGAAGGAUUGUGCUUGUAUGUAUACAUAAAUCCUUCUUCUCUAUGCUAGCUCAUUCAUCUUUCUUUCAAGUAAAUGAUCUUCAUCAUGAUGAUCAUAACUCUGAUCAGAUUGAUUCAUUCUCAUUGUUUUUGUUCUUUUGUAUGGGGA